Messenger RNA from Hydra vulgaris (swiftwater hydra), 2027 nucleotides. RefSeq names its product polyunsaturated fatty acid 5-lipoxygenase. The record is from RefSeq and is a predicted model, not a curated record. Gene Ontology annotation, biological process: lipid oxidation. Lineage: Eukaryota; Metazoa; Cnidaria; Hydrozoa; Anthoathecata; Hydridae. Gene Ontology annotation, molecular function: oxidoreductase activity, acting on single donors with incorporation of molecular oxygen, incorporation of two atoms of oxygen; metal ion binding.
UGAAAUUAUCUUUGCAAAAGUGCAAUUUUGAAAAAUGGUAUCAAAAAAAGUUGUCGUACUUCUAAUAACCAUAUGGAAACUUGGCGUAAAUGCAGAAGAAUGUCCUUAUUCAAUUUAUGAUUGCAAGAUCCAACCUCUUAAUCCGGAAACAAAAAUUUCAAGUUUAUGUUUACAAGCACGAAAAAACGCGACUUCACAAUCUCGUGAAUGGUACAAGUUAAAAGAAACAAAAAAUCCAACCGAUUUAAAUGAAGAAGAAGAACUUAUAUUACCUCAGUUAAACCAAUCAUAUCAAAAUGUAGCAUUAAAAACAAUGUUUGAUGACAUUGAGUCAAGAUGGUUUAGUAUUUACUAUGGCUAUUUACAAGCUCUUAAUAAAACGGCUCUGUCGCUUGUUGGCGGGAAAUACUAUACAAAACCGGCGUUAACAUACAGCGAUUAUAAAGAAAUUUAUGAAAUUUUUUUAAAAACUAUUCAAGCUAUUCCAAAUUCAAAGCAUUUUUCUUUACCUCACUUAUUGACGGGAUUCAAAGACAUUAUUGCGGAUGACUCUUGGAAAUCGAAUCGGGUUUUCAUUCAAAGACGUUUGGCGGGAACUUGUCCAUUUUUUAUAAGAAAAGUUACAGUAUCAAAAGUAUUUCAAGAAUCUGGCAUUGGCAUUGAUGAAAAAUAUUUAUAUGAAAAGCUUAACCAAAAUUUUAACUGGAAUAAACAUAUUUCGAUUGUUCUUAGAAAACAAGUCUCAUUAUCACAAAUGAUACUUGAAGGGAAGUUAUUUGUACUUCACCAUGAAAUCUUCAACGAUCUUCCAGAUGUUCCAGAUAUUCUGGGAAUUAAUAAGUUUGCAAAACUUUUACCAAGUGUAUCACCUAUAGUUGUUAUGGUGCUUGAUGACAAGGUUAAAGAAUUGAAGAUGGUGGCAAUUCAACUAGAUCAUGUUAACAACUCUAAAGUUGUCACUCCCUUUGAUAGUAAUUCCUGGUUGCAAGCAAAAGGUUUUGCUGAUAUAGCUGAUAUGGCAGUAUGUCAACUUAAAGAGCAUCUAGUAGAAACGCACAGUGUUCAAGAGCUUUUUUGCAAUGUUUUUAAACGCCAUUUAAGUCCGUGGCAUCCAGUUCACCAAAUAAUGUUGCCUCAUUGUGAAGCAACAUCACCAGUGGGGGCUCUUGGUAUAUCUUCACUUAUAGAUGAAAAUAAGUACAUGCAUAAAUUGUUUAACAUUGGUCAUAUUGGAGCCAGAAAAUUAAUAAAUAAAGCUUAUGAAGAGCAAGAUUAUUCAGAUUCUGACUUUGAAUAUUUAAUCAAGAAAAAAGGACUGGAUGAUUCUUCCAAAAUUCCUUACUAUCCAUAUAGAGACGAUGGAUUACUUAUUUGGAAUGAAAUAAAAGACUUCACAACAAAUUAUAUUGAUAUAUUUUACGACAAAGAUAAACAGGUAAAGAAUGACGAAGAGCUUCUUAAUUUUGUAAACGAAGUUUCCUCGUUUGAGAAAAAUGGAGGUAAGUAUAAAGGAUUUCCAAAAGCAUUUACAUCAAAAAAAGAUUUAUCCACCUUUCUCAACCGAUUUAUUUGGAAUCCGGUUCAACAUGCUGUAAACAGUUAUCCAUUACUUCCGUAUAGCGGAUACGUUCCAAUAUCGCCAACAAAACUCUACGAAAAUCUUGAAGGUCAAUCUGAUUAUUUAUCAAGUCUUCCCAAUGCCGCUGUAACAAUAACACAAGAAGUCCUGACAUUCACUCUAGCAUCUUUUCGAUUAAACCAAUUGUUUGACUACAGCAAAAAAAUGUCUCAUUCUGAAUCUAGAAAGCUCAUUAGAGAGAAAUUUAAAAAGUUAAAUACGUGCAUACAACAAGAGCUGAGUGCACGAAAUCGGGAUAGAUUUAAAAACGGGGAUUUAACGUAUCAGUACAUGGAGCCCAGAUUUAUACCUAACAGCAUCCAUAGUUAACUUUUAUUAGGAAAAAUACAUAUAAGCAACAUUUGUAUGUGUAUGCAACAAUAUUAAAAAUAUAGAUACAAUACAAUUA